Drosophila ficusphila is the source of this 501-nucleotide messenger RNA. RefSeq names its product vitelline membrane protein Vm26Ab. The record is from RefSeq and is a predicted model, not a curated record. The coding region runs from base 66 to 413 and encodes 115 amino acids. NCBI's taxonomy places the organism in Eukaryota, Metazoa, Arthropoda, Insecta, Diptera, Drosophilidae. The transcript has 2 exons.
UGCCUGGCCGAUCGAAUCAAAUCGUAGUCCAAUUUGCUAGCUCAAAUCAAACUAAACAAACCAACAUGUUCAAGCUGUCCGCUCUCGUUGUCCUGUGCGCCCUGGUGGCCUCUUCUCUGGCUGAGCCCAAGCCAGCUGUCCUGGCUGCUGCUCCUCUGGUCGCCGCUGCUCCGGCGGGUGUGGUCACUGCCACCAGUUCGCAGUACGUGGCUCGCAACUUCAACGGCGUGGCUGCUGCUCCAGUUGUUGCCGCCGCUUAUACCGCUCCCGUUGCCGCUGCCUAUACCGCUCCAGUUGCCGCUGCUUAUACCGCUCCCGUUGCCGCUGCCUAUACCGCUCCAGUGGCCGCCGCCUACUCCGCUUACCCCUAUGCCGCCUACCCGUACGCCGCCGGCUACACCACUGUGUUGUAAGGAGGAUUUAAAAAGACACUAAACGGAUUCGAAAUGGAUAUUAAUGCAACCGAACUGGAAUAAAAUAAAUUCAAAACAAAGCUAAAAA